Messenger RNA from Recurvomyces mirabilis, 870 nucleotides. RefSeq lists its product as uncharacterized. Gene Ontology annotation, molecular function: oxidoreductase activity. Bases 1 to 870 code for a protein of 289 amino acids. The record is from RefSeq and is a predicted model, not a curated record. The transcript has 6 exons. Lineage: Eukaryota; Fungi; Ascomycota; Dothideomycetes; Mycosphaerellales; Teratosphaeriaceae.
AUGCACUCACAAAGAGCUUUCCAGCUGGACGGCGAAGUGGCGUUGGUCACUGGCGCCGGGUCUCGAUUACCAGGUGAAAUCGGCAACGGUCGUGCUACAGCUAUCGUGCUCGCAAGGCAAGGUGCCAAGGUGGCUCUAAUAGACUACAAUAUCGAAUGGGCCCAGGAGACGAAGCGCAUGAUUGACGAGGAGGGUGGCGUAUCAGAAAUCAUCCACGCGGACGUCACUGACGAGGAGUCUUGCCGCAAUGCUGUAGCGAAGACCGUUGAACUUUUCGGAACGUUGAACAUUCUGGUGAACAUCGUUGGCGUUGGUGGUGCUAUGGGUGAUGCAACGACUCUUGAUCUGGCAAGCUGGGAAAGGGACUUCCGCAUAAAUGUGACGAGUAUGGUCCUGAUGGCUCGCCAUGCCAUACCAGAAAUGCGCAAGACUGGUCGCGGAGCGAUUGUCAACUUGUCCUCGGUCAGUGGCUUACUGGGCGGAAACCCCAGCUUGCUGUACCCAACUACCAAGGGUGCCAUCAUUCAGAUGACUCGUGCUAUGGCUGCACAACAUGGAAAAGAGGGUAUCACUGUCAAUUGCGUUGCUCCAGGAAUGGUCUUCACCCCAAUGGUAAUGGGCAGAGGUAUGACCGACAAGCUUCGACAAGCUCGGAUCAAUCAAAACCUACUUAAGAAGGAGGGAACUGGCUGGGAUGUCGGCCAUGCAAUUCUGUUCUUGUGCACGAAAGAAGCACGAUGGAUAACUGGUCUGAUCAUGCCCGUAGAUGGUGGCACCACUGCUGGCAAGGCAGAUCGACCAGCGCUCAAAGCAGAUGUCUUGGCACAAGACAUGACUGGCAUUCCAAACGGAAGUGACGGCGUUCACUGA